AUGCCCCAAGUCGUGGGUCAGCUCCCACCUGGGGUGACAACCCAAGUGGUGGGUCAGCUCCCACCUGGGGUGACAACCCAAGCUGUGGGUCAGCUCCCAUCUGGGGUGCUGCCCCAAGUUGUGGGUCAGCUGCCCGCUGGGGUGACAUCCCAAGUUGUGGGUCAGCUCCCAUCUGGGGUGACAACCCAAGUUGUGGGUCAGCUGCCCGCUGGGGGGAUGCCCACAACAGUGGUGCAGCUCCCACCUGGGGCGGUCCCUCAAGUUGUGGGUCAGCUGCCUGCUGGGGUGAUGCCCCAAGUCGUGGGUCAGCUCCCACCUGCGGGGAAUCCCCCAACUGUGGGUAAGCAACCACGUGGGAGGAAGGCCCCAGCUGUGGGCAAGCGGCCACGUGGGGGGAAGCCCCCAACCGUGGGUCAGCUCCCACCUCAGGGGGUGCCUCCCAUUGUGGUUCAGCUCACUCUCGAGGGGCUGCUCACUGUUUUGGAACAUCUCCCACCUGGAUGGCAGCAGUUACCCCUGCUCUUGCUCCUACCCGGGGGCAUGAAGCCGGGUAUGCCUCCCCCCAAUGCCCCUGCCCACUACUGGGAUCAUCCCCCGGUGGCAGGGACGAUGCAGCCCCAGCAGUGUGGGCAGCCCCCGCAGCCCGCAGGCAGCUGCCCGCUGCAGGCUGCCAGCCAGCCCGGCCCCUCCACUGUCCUCCAAGGACCUCCGGUGCAGCAGCGGGUGCGCCUCGUGCCCGGCACCCUGCCCACCAUCUUAGAGCAGCCCGAGGAGCUGGAGGACCAGGGGCAGCCAGCACCCAUCGGCGUGUGCCCCCAUCCCAACGCGGCUCCGCUCAGCUGCAGCAUCGCAGCGCUGGAAUCAGGUGCAGCGACAACCAGCGCAGACAUCCCGGAGGACAUCACCGACAUCGGUGACCUCCUGGCUUGGAUGAACAGCGAACUGGCACCCAAAGAGGUCCCGGACGACAUCCCGGGCACGGAUGAGGACGCGGCCGAGUGCCCAGCCCCUGCCUGCACCCCCAGCGGGCACCAGCAGAGCGCUGGCAGCAUCCGAGCCACCAAGAGGAAGCUGCCGCAGAGCCAGGAUGCUCCAGAACAAAAGCGCUCGCGCUAG
Tympanuchus pallidicinctus (lesser prairie-chicken) is the source of this 1116-nucleotide messenger RNA. RefSeq names its product basic salivary proline-rich protein 2-like. NCBI's taxonomy places the organism in Eukaryota, Metazoa, Chordata, Aves, Galliformes, Phasianidae. The transcript has 3 exons. The record is from RefSeq and is a predicted model, not a curated record. The coding region runs from base 1 to 1116 and encodes 371 amino acids.